AUGGAGUUUAUUAAAGAGGAGAGUAAAGACAUGAAGAGUGAAGAAACAUUCAGAGUCAAACAUGAAGAUACUGAGGAACAAUCAGACCUGAUGGCGCUGAAAGAGGAGAGUCAAGAACCGAAUGAAACAAAAGACAAAGAUCAAAAUGAGAAACAUCAUGAUUUCAAAACUGAAGAAGAAUCAAUUAGUUGCUCACAGACUGAAAAGACUACCUCACCAAAAAAAGCUCAAAAAACACAAACCACUGACUUUAAUUCUCAAAUGAGAGUUCACACUGGAGAGAGACCUUUCACCUGUAAACUGUGUGGGAAGACUUUCACGCAUAAUGGAGGUCUUAACAAUCACAUGGUAAGUCACACUGAAAAGAAGCCAUUAAUAUGCUCUCAGUGUGGAAAGUGUUUUUCACGGAAACAAAACCUUGUUGUCCACAUGAUCAUUCACACUGGAGAAAAGCCUUUCACCUGCAAAUUGUGUGGGAAGACUUUCACGUAUAAAGGAAACCUUAAGACUCACAUGAGAAGUCACACUGGAGAGAAUCCAUUCACAUGUGAUCAGUGUGGAAAGAGUUUCAGACAUAGUGUAAACCUUAAUAAUCACAAGAAGAUUCACUCAAGAGAGAAGAGUUUUAAAUGUCAUCAGUGUGAAAGGAGUUUCAAAGACACAAAUCACCUUAAGAAUCAUGUUAAAAUUCACAUCGGAGAAAAGCCUUUCAUGUGCCAUCACUGUGGAAAGAGUUGCUCAAGAGAAGAUGGCCUGAAGGUUCACAUGAGAAUUCAUACUGGAGAGAGACCGUACACCUGUGAACAGUGUGGAAUGAGUUUCAGGGUUAAAGAAUACCUUCAGGUUCACAAGAGGAUUCACACUGGAGAGAAACCUUACAAGUGUCCUCAGUGUGAGAAGAGAUUCGCAUUUCAAAGCAGCAUGAAACGUCACUUGCGAACUCAUUCUAGGAAGAAAUUGCCGUUUUCUUCAGUGUGACAAGAGGUUUAAUCAUCUGCACAUUCAUUUUGGUAGAAAUUCAAUUAUAAUCACACUUACAGACACACGUGAAAAGUCAUGCAAAGGUGAGACCCUGUUUGUGUUCUUUCAGGGCGCUCAAGUUUUAUCAGAAGUACAAGGACAAGUUAUCCCUUACUUCAGUGUGAGAAAUAAAAGAUAUGGUAUGUGAGUGUCUCAUGGUGAAGAGCCCUGCCUUUGCCGAAGAGUAUGAAAAGAAAAAUGCUGUGUGAAAUCAAGGCUAUGUUCACGCUACAUCUGAUUGUCACCUUCAUCUCUUUAUGCUUCACCAUAAGGCUCAUGGUCUUUUGUGUAAUUGUACUCAUGUGGCCAUUCCUGACCGUCUGCUUUGCUGUAGUUUCAAACAUUGAAUGUCUGUUGUAUAUCACUCAGUUUCAUGUGUUGAUUCCUCUGAAUCAAAAUAUCAGUCAAUCUUUUACCUUGCUGGGAAAAGCAACAAUGUAACUGGAAGAUUAUAAAUAAAUUGACCAUUGAUAUAUAUAGGUGUAUUUCAGCUUAUUUAGUCAAUUUCAAUUUAAUUUUGUAAUAUCUGGACAAGUUUCCUGUCUGGAAAUACCAGGCAACUUUAAAUUUAUGAUCAGGAAAAGCAUGGAAAUAUUAUUCUAGUUUUGUGCAGAUGUGCAGAAACUGUUCAUCUGAACAAUACUCUGAGCCGAUCCUCCCUAUACGCAAAAUACGCAAGCUGUGAGCCCCCUUGCUCUCAAAGUUUGGUUUUUUAAUUUCUUACUGGCACAGCAGUGAUUUCUCUGAAACAUCACUCAUUGAUGUGGGGUAUAAGUGGUUAUGUAAGCAGUAAACGGGAGUCAUCACCUUCUUGUCUUCAGCUUUGCAACAAAACAGAUUCGCAUAAUUCCAAAAUACUCAGGCAGGCACAUUUGACGAGGUUGCAGCUGAUGUGGUUGGCUCUGUGGUUUCUGUGAUAAGUUCAGAAAUUAGUUGUUCUCUGAAAAUUUUUGGGACAGAGGGGUGUUGUUUUGCAGUGAAGUGAGCACCACCCAUGUAUUAAUUAUACUCCAGCACUGCUGCUGGAAUAGGGACCUGGUCUACUUUACCAACAGGACCUUUCCAAGCCUGAGCCAAUGAAUGUCCCCUCUUUUGGUCUUUUUGCUGAGGUCGUUAGCUUUGGUUCUUGGAAAGCCCUGUCUGUUAAGGAGUAUGGUGCCACAUGCCAGGGUGUGCUUGAGCAGUGAAUCAGUGAAGAGGGUUGGGCUGGUAUAAAAGUUAUCCAUAAACACCUGAUAGCCCUAUCCAAGAAAAGUGAAAUCCAAACGCUGCAUUACGGAUUCAUAAUUGACACCUUUACCUGCUUCUUUGGAGGACUUUCCUUCCAUAUGUAUAUUUACAAACUGAAUCCGCAAGGACAAACAAAUUAUAACUCUAUUUGGUGUGUUUGUCCUUCAUAUAGCCCAUUAAGUCCAAUUCUAGCCUUUGAAGCAACCAUACACUCGUCCACUGCCAGCUGUCUUUGUGGCUGAAAAUAAGCCUUGCAAGUCAUAGAGAGGUUUUAUUUUUAACAGUCUUUCAUAGUUCUCUUUUUUCUUGCAUUCUUUUCUUUAUCUUUUAGGUUGGAAAGAUGAAGACUCCAAUAAAUAGCUUGAAAACGUGAUCUGGGGUGCAUUUCCCACUAAUGUUGUCUCUUAGCAUGCUACAAAGUCUCUAAAAGUAUAUCUUUAACUACAGAUGCACCUUUUCUAGGUGUGUUCCCUGAACUAUACCUUAGGAGGUAUAGUUCAAUAAUUCAGAUAACGUGAAUGGAGCAUAAGCUAUGCCUUCUUACGUGUGAUGUUACCAGGUGCUGUCCAUCGUGGUGGUGCUGAAUUGGUUGAUACUGAUGGAUCAAAAAUGGAUUUUUUACUCCAUUCAUGUUCUGCUUCAGUGCGAUAUGUGAGAAGGCGGUGUUCUUUAUAAAAUAAAUGUUGAUUUUAAAUAAAGACACGGAACUCUUUCCUGUUAGAAUGCAACAAUCUUGAGCAAAACUUUUACUUUCGUUUAGCAACAUCAUGUCAGGGAAGAAAACCUAGAAAAAAAAUCAACAUGGUCUCAUAAAAAUGGUGCUGCAAAAAAGUACCCAGAGGCACAUAUUUUUAUGUACAUUACUACACAUUUUCCGCCGUUUCAAAGAGAAAUGUCCACUUAGUGGUGCUAAAACACGGGUUCAAUACGUGAACCCUGGCAUGUUUUUAUUACGUUGAUAUAGGUACUUAUUGCUGUGGUUUUAUUACGUUGCUUCAGGUAAGUGUUGCAGCAGUUCAGAAUUCAAAUAUACGGGGAAUGCUGCUAAAAGUUAAUGCUCUAUCAUGCUGAAAAUAUGCCCUACACCAAAACCAACCCUAAACCUACCUAAAAGUGUUAACGAAUGCAAAAUUGAUUUGAUUCUGAACCAUUUGAACUUCCUUAUAUGCAGAUUUGAACUGUUUUGUCAAACCGUAGUAAUCACAGGAUUCGAACUGGAGCUCCUCACCUCUCAAGUACAUCUCCAUGAGCUACCGAACAAACCUAUCAUCUGUGAAAACCCAUAGAUAUGAAGCUAGAUAUGUGUGAUGCUUACAUUCAAAAGCAUUGAUUUUCAAAUCUCCCAGCAUAUUAAUAUUGUUUUGAAGUCAUAAGAUUAUAUUCUUCAAGCAAUUGUGAGAAAAUUAUGCUUUAUUAAUCAAAACUGUAAAUUUGUGUGAAAAGGAAUAAAAAAUGUCUUGAGUUUUACUGCCUCUAGUGUUCAUUUCUUUUGGAAACUGCAGUGAUAUGUACUUAUUGGUACAUGUUUCGUGUCUUGCUAAAAAGUGCCCCCAGGUACGUUUAUGCCAUGAGACCAGGUAGAAAGAAUUAUAUAUACACUGAGCACUUCCCAGUGGUCCUCACAUAAAAUACAAGGGAAAAAACCUACAUGACACACUGCUUAAUAAUUAAACAGCUUUUAACAAAAUGAAAUAAAA
Cyprinus carpio (common carp) is the source of this 3947-nucleotide messenger RNA. RefSeq lists its product as uncharacterized. The record is from RefSeq and is a predicted model, not a curated record. Gene Ontology annotation, biological process: regulation of transcription by RNA polymerase II. Gene Ontology annotation, cellular component: nucleus. NCBI's taxonomy places the organism in Eukaryota, Metazoa, Chordata, Actinopteri, Cypriniformes, Cyprinidae. Gene Ontology annotation, molecular function: RNA polymerase II cis-regulatory region sequence-specific DNA binding; DNA-binding transcription factor activity, RNA polymerase II-specific.